Messenger RNA from Nymphaea colorata (pocket water lily), 4390 nucleotides. Its product is annotated as cullin-associated NEDD8-dissociated protein 1. Gene Ontology annotation, cellular component: nucleus. NCBI's taxonomy places the organism in Eukaryota, Viridiplantae, Streptophyta, Magnoliopsida, Nymphaeales, Nymphaeaceae. The coding region runs from base 408 to 4073 and encodes 1221 amino acids. Gene Ontology annotation, biological process: SCF complex assembly; protein ubiquitination. The transcript is spliced from 29 exons. The record is from RefSeq and is a predicted model, not a curated record.
CCAACCCCACAGACCCGUCUCCCUCGUUUCGCCUUCUAUUGCUUUGCUCGAGCACACAAACACAGACUCUCCCUCUCUCUCUCUCUCUCUCGAGGCGAACUCCUCUUCUCUCACAGGUUCCGCUUCUUCUUUCUCUCUCUCCUGCUCGAUCUGCUUUGUCUUCUCCACCGUCUCCCUCUUCCUCCGCCAUCGCCUCCUCCUUUCUCUCCUUCCGCAGGGAUAGUGCGGCCUCAUCCGGAGAUAAUCAUCUCUCUCUGUUGCUUGCGGAGUUCUUCUAGGAAUAGACCCAUUUGCAGUUCUGAAUUGCAUUCGAAGCAUCCACUCUUUUUCCAAAAGCGCGUGCUUGGGAAGGCUCCACAUCUUUACAGAUCCCACAAUUAACCCUUUCGAUAUCCAGAGUUCUAGAAAUGGCGAGCGUGACCAUCACAAAUAUUUUGGAGAAGAUGACCGGAAAGGACAAAGAUUAUAGAUACAUGGCAACAUCUGAUCUGCUUAAUGAGCUUAGCAAGGAAAGCUUUAAAGUUGAAAGCGACUUGGAGAUCAAAUUAUCAAAUACUGUGCUCCAGCAACUUGAUGAUGCUGCUGGCGAUGUUUCUGGAUUAGCUGUCAAAUGUUUGGCACCAUUGGUGAAGAAAGUAAGUGAAGACAGGGUUCUGGAAAUGGUAGAUAAGUUGUGUAGCAGACUACUGCAUGGGAAAGAUCAGCAUCGCGAUGUUGCAAGUAUUGCACUGAAAACAAUUGUUGCUGAAGUCAGCAACAUGAGUGUUGCUCAACGUGUUAUUGUGACUUUGUCUCCUCAACUAGUAAAAGGAAUUACAAGUCCUGGAAUGAGUACAGAGAUUAAAUGCGAGUGUCUCGAUAUAUUAUGUGAUGUUCUUCAUAGGUUUGGUAAUUUGAUGGCAUCAGAUCACCAGACGCUCUUAGCUUCUCUGCUGUCGCAAUUGGGUGCUAGUCAAGCAAGUGUCAGAAAGAAAUCUAUUUCCUGCCUAGCCUCCCUUGCUUCAAGUUUGUCAGAUGAUUUAUUGGCAAAGGCUACUAUAGAAGUUGUUCACCUUUUACAAAAUAAGGGUUUAAAACCUGAAAUGACACGUACAAACAUUCAAAUGAUUGGGGCUUUGAGUCGAUCAGUUGGAUAUCGAUUUGGACCCCAUCUAAGUGACUGCAUUCCGCUGUUGAUUGGUUACUGUAAAAAUGCAUCAGAAGUUGAUGAAGAACUUCGUGAGUACAGCCUGCAGGCCUUGGAAAGCUUCAUGUUGAGAUGUCCUAGGGAUAUAACUAUGUACUGUGAUGUAAUUCUAAAUCUUAGUCUUGAAUAUUUGAGUUAUGAUCCAAAUUUUACUGAUAAUAUGGAGGAGGACACUGAUUAUGAAUUCCAGGAGGAAGAUGAAGAUGAUGACAGUACAGAUGAAUAUAGUGAUGAUGAAGAUAUCAGCUGGAAAGUAAGAAGGGCAGCAGCAAAGUGCCUAUCUGCUAUAAUAGUUUCUCGCCCAGAAAUGCUGUCCAAACUCUACGUGGAGGCGUGCCCAAAAUUGAUAGAGAGAUUCAAGGAACGAGAAGAAAAUGUUAAGAUGGAUGUCUUUAAUGCAUUCAUUGAGUUAUUACGUCAAACGGGGAAUGUUACAAAAGGUCAAAGUGAGAUAAAGGAAUUGAGCCCUUUAUGGUUGUUGAAAAAUGAAGUGCCUAAAAUUGUGAGAUCUCUAAAUAGGCAGCUUCGGGAGAAGUCCAUCAAGACAAAGGUUGGUGCAUUUUCAGUGUUGAAAGAACUUGUGGUUGUCUUACCAAACUGCUUAGAUGAUCAUAUUGGAUCUUUGGUCCCUGGCAUUGAAAAGGCAUUAAAUGAUAAAUCUUCUACCUCAAAUCUUAAGAUUGAAGCUCUUACAUUUACCCGACUGGUUAUGGCUUCGCAUUCACCUUCCGUUUUUCACCCUCACAUUAAUUCACUUUCUAGUCCUGUAUUAGCCGCUGUGAGUGAAAGGUACUAUAAGGUCACCGCGGAGGCACUAAGGGUAUGUGGAGAACUUGUUCGUGUUGUUCGUCCAAGUUUUGAGGUUUGUGCCUUUGAUUUUAAGCCAUACGUUCAUCCAAUCUAUAAUGCCAUUCUAGGACGGUUGGCAAACCAAGACCAGGACCAGGAGGUUAAAGAAUGUGCUAUUUCUUGCAUGGGUCUGGUGGUUUCAACCUUUGGGGACAACCUUCAAACAGAGCUAUCAACUUGUCUCCCACUGCUUGUGGAUCGUAUGGGCAAUGAGAUAACACGACUUACGGCAGUCAAGGCAUUUUCUAUCAUUGCAUGCUCACCACUUAAGAUUGAUCUAUCAUGUGUUUUGGAGCAUGUUUUUGCAGAGCUAACAGCAUUCCUUCGCAAGGCAAAUCGAGCUUUGAGGCAAGCAUCCUUGGGUACACUCAAUUCUUUAAUUGUUGCUUAUGGUGACAGAAUCAGUUCCUCUAUUUAUGAAGUUAUCAUUGCAGAACUUUCGACUCUGAUCAGUGAUUCUGAUUUGCAUAUGACAGCUUUAGCUUUGGAGCUUUGUUGCACAAUGAUGGCUAAUAGGAAAUCAAGCCAAAAUGUUGGUUUUGCUGUCAGAACAAAAGUUCUCCCUCAAGCUCUCAUCCUAGUGAGGAGCUCCUUAUUGCAGGGUCAAGCACUUCAGGCAUUACAGUGCUUUUUUGAAGCAUUAGUCUGCUCAGCAAAUACUAGCUUUGAUACUCUGUUGGAUUCUCUCCUUUCAAGUGCCAAACCAUCUCCGCAAUCUGGUGGUCUUGCAAAACAGGCUCUCUAUUCUGUGGCUCAAUGUGUUGCUGUUCUCUGUCUUGCAGCUGGUGAUAGGAAAUGUGACAUAACAGUUGGAAUGCUGAUGGACAUCCUUAAGGAUGAUAGCAGCACUAACUCGGCAAAACAGCACCUUGCGUUGCUGUGUCUAGGAGAAAUUGGUAGAAGGAGAGAUCUUAGCUCACAUGCGAAUGUUGAGAAUAUUGUCAUCGAGUCUUUUCAGUCACCCUUUGAAGAGAUCAAAUCUGCAGCUUCUUAUGCACUGGGGAAUAUUGCUGUUGGAAAUCUAUCAAAAUACCUGCCAUUUAUUCUGGAUCAAAUUGAUAACCAACAAAAGAAACAGUAUCUCUUGCUUCAUUCUUUGAAGGAGGUGAUAGCAAGACAGACAGUAGAUAUAACUGGCCAGGCAGAACUAGAGGAUAGAAAUGUUGAGAAAAUUCUUAAAUUGUUGUUUACUCACUGUGAAAGUGAAGAGGAGGGGGUCCGCAAUGUGGUUGCCGAAUGUCUCGGGAAAAUUGCUUUGAUUGAGCCUAAGAAGCUUAUACCUGCAUUGAAGAUGAGAACAAGCAGCACAACUGCCUUCACACGAGCUACUGUUGUGAUUGCUGUGAAAUAUUCUAUUGUUGAACGUCCAGAGAAAAUUGAUGAAUUUCUGUAUCCAUCCAUUUCUUCUUUUCUGAUGCUUAUAAAGGAUGAUGACAGGCAUGUACGACGAGCAGCUGUUUUAGCUCUUAGUACAGCGGCUCAUAAUAAGCCAAACCUUAUCAAGGGCCUUCUUCCUGAAUUACUUCCACUUCUUUAUGAUCAGACGGUGGUUAAGCAAGAAAUGAUCAGGACCGUGGAUCUUGGUCCUUUUAAGCAUGUUGUUGAUGAUGGUCUUGAGCUGAGAAAGGCAGCCUUCGAGUGCGUCGAUACAUUACUUGACAGUUGUCUUGAUCAAGUUAAUCCAUCAUCUUUCAUAGUUCCAUACCUUAAGUCUGGGUUGGAUGAUCAUUAUGAUGUUAAAAUGCCAUGUCACCUUAUCCUCUCAAAACUUGCUGAAAAAUGUCCAUCUGCCGUCCUAGCAGUUUUAGAUUCAUUGGUGGAUCCAUUAGAGAAAACCAUAAAUCACAAGCCGAAGCAAGAUGCUGUUAAGCAGGAAGUAGAUCGUAAUGAGGACAUGAUCAGGAGUGCUCUUCGAGCAAUUGCCUCCUUGAAUCACAUAAGUGGUGGAGAGUGCAGUCCAAAAUUCAAAAUGCUGAUGAUGUCGAUUACAAAAAAUCCAAUCCUUGCGGAGAAAUACAACGCAGUUCGGCAUGAGUGAGGCUUGCUUGAUACUGGAAUUGUUUUGAGAUGAUGACAUUGUUAAAGUGCCUUUGUGGAGGUAUGCAUGGCUGCAGUCUUGGGAGGGGGGAAUCUGUCUUAUGGAUGUGGUCCUCAAAGCCAUAAGUCUUUCUGAUUUUGUUGUGCCCCAAGAUGCAGAUGGGUGCACAAUUUCCCUUUUCUUCUUUGAGGUGGCAUUUUGUCCUAUUUGGUCUUAGUUUUAUUUUUUUUCCCAUUAAACUUGGGAGCCAGCAGGUUCUGUGUUUAAUAUAGCAAUUGGCAAUGAUCAGAGAAAGAAAUAGUUAGCAUGUAUUUCAA